Mycena citricolor is the source of this 1527-nucleotide messenger RNA. The record is from the annotation of a GenBank genome assembly. NCBI's taxonomy places the organism in Eukaryota, Fungi, Basidiomycota, Agaricomycetes, Agaricales, Mycenaceae.
AUGUUUCCUCCGGAUUACCUCCUGCUCCUUCUGUCGCGUCUGCUGGUCUCCGUCUUUGUUCUCUGGCUAUCAGCAAGAAUAUGGAGAUUCUUCACUCCGAGAGAGCAGCACUCUUUACGUACAGUCGCUAUAGUUGUUCUGGGCGAUCUGGGACGCAGUCCGCGGAUGAUGAACCACGCAGAGAGUUUCGCUGAGAACGGGUUUUUCGCGGAUGUUAUCUGCUAUGGAGGUUCUGCGCCCAUUCCGUCUCUGAACCGGCCUGAAGUUAAAAUCCGUCAACUUCCCGAACCACCUCGUCCACUGAGGGCGCUUCCCUUCCUUCUCUCGGCACCCGUCAAAAUUGUCCUCCAGAUUCUGGGAAUAUUUGUUGAACUUUUCACCAUUCCAAACCCUCCUGAAUUCAUUCUGGUCCAGAAUCCACCGAGUAUCCCCACGCUCGCUAUCGUUCAAACUGUCUGCUAUCUGCGGGGUAGCAAGUUGAUAAUCGACUGGCACAAUCUUGGGUACAGCAUCCUUGCGCUCAGAUUUCCUAAAGCUGGGGAAAAGCACCCGUUGGUUCGAUUAGCCAAAUGGUUCGAAUCGACGUUCGGCCGACACGCAUACGCUCAUCUGUUUGUUACAAACGCUAUGCGAGAUCAUCUCGUGAAGCAGUGGAACCUGCAAGGAAUCAAAGUCGUGCUGCACGAUCGACCGCCUCGCCGGUUCCAUGCCACUACACCCCAAGAGGUGCAUGAGGAUUUCUCGGCCCAGCCUUGUCUUCAGGGCUUUCUACCUGCAUCGAAACCGGCGCAAUCCACUUUCAUGACUGCGACGUCCACAGGAGCAUCUAACUCACCCACGGCCGUGAUUGACCCAAUAUAUUCGCACGCAAUCUCGACUUUCCUUCGACCAGAUCGACCUGCGCUACUGGUCUCCAGCACAUCCUGGACCCCGGAUGAAGAUUUCGGAAUAUUACUCUCCGCGCUUACCAACUACAAUCAGCGAGCGGCCGCGUCUGCCGGGAAUCUCCCUAAGCUGGUGGUGGUUGUGACGGGGAAAGGACCGCUGCGUGAAAAGUACAUGUCCGAGAUCAACGAUCUCCAAAGAAUUGGGACUGGGUCCGAUGCGUUGGAUCUUCUUGAACUUUGCACAGGAUCCGCCGACCUUGGCAUAUGCUUGCACGCCAGCUCAUCUAAUCUUGACCUGCCCAUGAAAGUGGUCGAUAUGUUUGGCUGCAGACUUCCCGUCUGUGCCUUGGGAUUUGAUUGCUUGAACGAGCUUGUCAAGGACAAUCAGAACGGGCUGAUAUUCAAAGACGCUGCUCAACUAGCAGAACAGAUAGAGAUCCUUUUGACCGGCUUUCCAAACUGCCCCCGGCUAGAUCAAUUACGCUCAGCCCUCGAGCCAGCCUCAGAACGGCCAACAUCACCUUCACAUUUACCUCCGCUUCUUGACCCUACCAUGGACAUUUGGGAGCCUUGGGACAUGAAUUGGGCGCGUCACAUAAAACCGCUCAUCCUCAAAGAUGUGAGGAGAGAUGGAUUAUAA